AUGUCUGUCCCUCCUUCCAAGCUGACUUCUCGCCGAAACAAGGAGCUAGACAGAUCAAGGAGUUCAUACACUUCGUCCAUCCCUGCAGUCGUUUCUGUGAGGCGACCGCCAUCUCCGAAACCAGCGGCUAUCAAAACGCGUCGAGCGCUAGUACGCCAAUAUCCUUCCCCGACGUCCUCCAGUACAGAUGCAGCCCUUCCUCCAUCUGUACCUCCCUAUGGUUCUAAGUACAACGGGAGGACUACGCCAGAUGCUCGGCCAGUACAACAUGGUCCUGUGACCUCGCGACUUCACCGCUCACGGACGCAAUCGACUCAAUCUCUUCAGCAACAGUCAGAAGAGAUGCUGCGCGACGACCUGUGUGAUCAACUUGAAAUGGAGAUUCCACAGACAAUCAAAGUGUUGCCUCCACGUGCGAGGAAGAAGAAGGCAUCAUGCAUCGGCAUAAACUACCAAAGCCAGGAUAGAGAGCUUCGUGGCUGCGUAAAUGAUGCUUGGAACAUUGCAGAAUUUCUAAAAUCCUUCUGGAAUUACGCGAAAGAGGACAUCAUGGUGCUCACAGAUGAGCUAUACAAUCUGAAGUACAUGCCAACGAGACGGAACAUCCUGAGCGCGUUGCGAUGGUUAGUGAAAGACGCCCAGCCUGGAGAUUGCUUAUUCUUUCACUACUCUGGACAUGGAGGACGAAUCGUCGACUUGGAUGAUCGCCGUGUGGAUGGUCACCGUGUAGAUGGAUUUGAGAAGGCUAUCCAUCCAAUUGACUGGGAACGCGCUGGUGAGAUUGUGAGCGAGGACUUAUACGACGUCAAACCCCCACCCGCUGGCUGCUGCCUUAAUGCGUCGUUUGAUUCAUGUUAUUCUGGAUCCGUCCUCGAUUUGCCAUACAUCCAUGCUACGAACUCUCGAGCUCUCAUAAAGUACCCCCAAGCUCAUGUGGUAUUAUUUGCAAGCUGUAGUGACUUCCAAGGUAGCGGGGGCGUUUUCAUAAGGGGUGGAGAGUUUCUUGGAGCCAUGUCCUCUGCCUUCAUCUCGUCACUUACGACGAACCCAACCCAGACAUAUCUGCAGGUACUUGCGUCUGUGCAGGUUACCUUACGUCGGACUCAGAGGCAGACGCUGCAGCUGUCUAGUUCGUAUCCGAUUCUUCAUCAGGAUUCUAGUCAACAAUGCCUCUUUUAA
Molecule: messenger RNA, 1179 nt
Organism: Suillus plorans
Lineage: Eukaryota; Fungi; Basidiomycota; Agaricomycetes; Boletales; Suillaceae
Product: caspase domain-containing protein
Exons: 19
Coding region: 1-1179 (392 amino acids)
Biological process (GO): proteolysis
Molecular function (GO): cysteine-type endopeptidase activity
Source: RefSeq, a predicted model, not a curated record